GAUAAUGCCCACAGCUAAAGAUCGAGAAAUGGGCCGAGAACUUGAUUACCCAGAAGCUGUACUUCUUACAAGCCCAACUAAUUCUUUCCUCAAAGGAGAGGUGGACGAUAAGUAUCAGUACUCUGUUGAAGACAAGGAUAAUCGGGUCCAUGGGUGGAUCAGCCCAAACCCAAGAACUGGAUUUUGGAUGAUUACACCUAGUAAUGAGUUCAGAACAGGUGGGCCUGUUAAACAAGAUCUCACUUCUCACACCGGCCCAAUAACUUUAUCUGUGAGUAUAUCAUAUGUUAGCUGCAUAAGUGUUCUUAUUUUUCUUAUAAGAUUACAUAUCCUUUAUUUCUUAAUCCAUAUUUUAUAAUGAUGCCAGAAAUUUCUAUGAAUAAAAAUCAUACCAUUUCUUGAAAAAAAUAAGAACAACAUAAUUUUGGUUUUACCAUAUGUUACAUGGAAAACACCUAGAAUCCGCACUGUCAGUGACAUAUGUAGCCUCUGUGUUGUGAAUUCAAUCGAAUCUAG
Molecule: messenger RNA, 516 nt
Organism: Nicotiana tabacum (common tobacco)
Lineage: Eukaryota; Viridiplantae; Streptophyta; Magnoliopsida; Solanales; Solanaceae
Source: RefSeq, a predicted model, not a curated record